CGCGAUGGCUAUGAGUCAAGUGAGCCCUUUUGUCUGCAGAUAAGGACAACGAUGUCAUAACACUACCGCAGCUCUUCAUUGCACACGGGUUAUAUUUCUUUCCGCAAUGUGGCUCACAGGCCUACUGCGGUGAACAAGAUGUCUACGACAGAUGAGCAUCAAUUGCCCACCAUCGAGCUGCAAUCACGAGAUCAGCAUUCUAAUGAACAUGGCGAUCUUCAUGAAGCGGCCUCGCAAGGGCAAGAAUUGAAACCUGUUGACCGUGGACGGGAUGCCUGGAUCGUUCUCAUCGCCACCUUCGUUAUCGAGGCCUUAUUUUGGGGCUUUCCCAUGUGUUUUGGCAUAUUCCAGAACUACUACUCCGAUCUCCCCGAGUUCAAAAAUGAUCGAGCCAACAUCCCUAUCAUUGGAACCCUAGCUCAAGGUCUCUAUUCCGUUGGUGCUCCGUUCUCUGCGGCCCUGACGAAGAGGUUUCCCAAACACCAACGACAGCAGAUCUGGGCUGGCUGGCCGUUAUGCAUCAUCGGCUUGCUAGCUGCAUCUUUCGUGAACUCUGUCAACGGUCUUAUCGUGACUCAAGGUGUACUCUACGGUAUAGGCUUUGUGACACUCUCUUAUCCCACUAUCAGCAUGGUGAAUGAGUGGUGGGUUGCUCGGAAAGGCAUGGCAUUUGGCCUCAUAUCUGCUGCUUCAGGAGCCACUGGCGCCGCGAUGCCAUUCAUCCUCGAGUCUCUUCUUGCCAAGUACGGACACCGAAUAACCCUUCGGGCCAGUGCAGUGGCAAUGUUUAUCCUCACAGCUCCGCUGCUCCCUCUAUUUAGGGGCAGAUUACCACCUUCUGAAACUGCGACUUUGGCAAGGAUUGAUUGGGCAUUCUUCAAGCGACCUCUAUUCUGGGUUUACGCAUGUUCGAUCUUUGUCCAGGGCCUUGGGUUCUAUUUCCCGGUCGUGUUCCUGCCCUCUUACGCGACGUCUGUUGGAAUGCCUACCAUCAAAGGUGCUCUGCUUUCAGCCCUGAUGUCAAUCGCUCAGGUUCUUGGUCAAUUUUUCUUUGGCUUCUUGUCGGACAAGAACCUAUCGGUGAGCUUUCUCGCAAUCGCCUGCUGCAUUGUAGCAGCGGCGGCGUCCUUUGGACUCUGGGGUCCGGCAAAAUCUAUGCCGCUGCUUGUUGUUUUUAGUCUUAUAUAUGGCUUCUUCGGGUUCGCAUUUGGAACCAUGCGCGUCGCAAUGGGUCUUGCAGUGACCAAAGAUCCGUCCAAUGUGUUUGCCACCUUUCCCAUAUUUGUGUUCUUGCAGGGAAUUGGAAAUAUCCUUGUGGGACCUAUCAGCGCCGCCUUGGUGUCUGGGAAGGCUUCACCGGGGCGUUUCGGUGCAGGUCUCUACGAAAGCACAAUCAUUUUCACAGGCUCGUCGUCUAUUCUCGCUGCGCUUAUUAUAGGUUUGUGGCACGGCUAUCAACCUCUAAAGGCUUUGCUUAAGCCGUAGUCCUGAAAUGGACCGGCUAAUGGUCAUCAUGAGACAAACAAAAAGUUAGUAAGAGACUUUAGAACGCAAUCUUGUAGCAAUAGAGGUUUACCAGGGAAGAUAUGAUUGGGAAUUUUUGGCUUCUUUAUCACGUGGAUCAAAAUGAUGCCCCGCCGCCCCAAGCUUCCACUGCAUGUAUCCGUACAACAACAGCUAUUUACAACGAAUAGUUGUUUAUUUAGUUCCUUCUUUCUUUCUAUAGACCAGACUAAACAUUUCUCUCCUGCUGGUGGAUACCAAUCUGACCCGUGAUCGCAAUAGAACAUGGUGGUGCAAUCAAUCUUUGCGUCUCAUCCAUCAUUGUGACAAUUUCCAGUUUGAACACCUUUGCGUUUAUUCUUUUUCUUCUUCUUUCCCUUCUCCUUCGAAGUCAGGCAUGCAUAGACCGC
Xylona heveae TC161 is the source of this 1913-nucleotide messenger RNA. Its product is annotated as MFS general substrate transporter. NCBI's taxonomy places the organism in Eukaryota, Fungi, Ascomycota, Xylonomycetes, Xylonales, Xylonaceae. Gene Ontology annotation, molecular function: transmembrane transporter activity. The transcript is spliced from 2 exons. Gene Ontology annotation, biological process: transmembrane transport. Bases 139 to 1485 code for a protein of 448 amino acids. Gene Ontology annotation, cellular component: fungal-type vacuole membrane. The record is from RefSeq and is a predicted model, not a curated record.